GCUGUCGCGGGAUCCUCGAAAAAGCAUGGCUUUUGGACUUUGCUCAAAAUUUCAAAAUUCAUCGUUUAAACGUGCGAUUUUAUUGUUGUUUUCUCGCUCAAACAUACGAAAUAUCCCAGCACAAGUUUGGAGGAGGUAUUCAAGUGUUGUUAAAGAUGAUUCUUCAGUUUGCAAGGUGCUUUAUUUAAAUAGUUCUGGGUCAGACAAUAGAUCAUAUACCGGUCAGACAGCAAGAGAAUUUCUUGCGAAAUAUACUCAAAUAUAUCCGGAACAUUUAAUAGAAGAAAUCAAUCUCUGGGAUGAGAAUUUACUUAGUUUUGGUUUGUCUCAUGUUGAAAGUAAAAUGAGAAUUGCGUCUGGUCAGAACUUGCCUGAAGACAAAUUAAAACUUUUAGUUGUUAAAGAGAUGACCUCACAACUCCUAGCUGCUAAUAAAGUCAUAAUCAGCUGCCCAAUGUGGAAUUAUAGCAUACCGUAUGUACUGAAGCAAUACAUUGACUGUGUUGUACAGUCUGACCUAACUUUCUAUGACACAGCAAAUGGACCUGAAGGGCUUGUUACUGGCAGACCAUUACUACUAAUUACUUCAUCAUCUUCGGAUUUUUCUAAUGAGCCAAUGAAAUCUUUGGAUUUUCAAGUGCCAUAUUUGAAGGCUAUUUUUGGGUUCAUUGGCUUUCGAGAUUUCUACCAUAUAUAUAUUGGGAAUACAAGACAUUUCAGGAGAGAGGAAUUGAUAAGUUUCGCAAGGAAGAGAAUCCAGGAGGAAGUUCACAAGUUUUAGGGAUCAUUUUUAGGCCAUCAACGAGUAAAAUUUAUUGUUUAUUUGUGGAUGGCAGAAAAAUAAAAGAUAAGGUCCAUUUAUAUGGUAGAAAAUAUUUUGAGAACUAUAAAAGACAAGACUUACCAGAUACAAAAAACUAACGUCAAUUGUGACUUGAAUAAGUUCAUAUGACACUAUUUGUAUUUUUAUUGAACUUUUGCAUCUUUUUAAAGUUUUGAAAUAGGUGGGACACAACAUAUUUU
Dendronephthya gigantea is the source of this 1023-nucleotide messenger RNA. RefSeq names its product FMN-dependent NADH-azoreductase-like. The record is from RefSeq and is a predicted model, not a curated record. Lineage: Eukaryota; Metazoa; Cnidaria; Anthozoa; Malacalcyonacea; Nephtheidae. Gene Ontology annotation, molecular function: oxidoreductase activity, acting on NAD(P)H, quinone or similar compound as acceptor; FMN binding. Bases 26 to 781 code for a protein of 251 amino acids. The transcript has a single exon.